ACAGGUAAGGUGUUAGUGUUCUCACUAUCAGAUCUAAGGCGUCAGACCUUCCACACUAUUUAAAGUGUUGCAACUGGAGUUAACACGGAAUACUGAUCUGUUUGACACUUGACUGGAUAAAUGCUUAAGAAAACGCAAGGCUCGGCCGACGUGGACGCGUCGCGCAUUCUUGUGAAGGGGCCCGAGUUCUUGAGGAGACAGUUGGAGCGGGAGAGCGAGGCCAAUAAAGGACGCGCCAGUGCCGUGGAGAGGUUGGCGGCCACUAAACCUCAAUAUGUAAAAAGCCAACAUGUGGUCGGUUCCUCUCAAGAGCCCGUCAUUAGCGUCGGGUCUGCCUCCGUGAGCAGUCAAGGGUCCUCAAAAGGAUACAGUUUCAUUAAGAAAGCCAUUAGUGUUGAUGUUGAGGAUGAUAAACUGCCGCAUCAAGAAGAUCCAAAUGUAGUGAGACGGACCAGCUCGAAAAAACGACCUGACUCGAUUUUAUUAUACAGACAGAAGUGCGAACUCACGAGAGGGUCGCCUGUCGGAAGCAGGAAAUUGAUUAAAAGGGUGUUAUUCUCCUCAAAAGACAAGACAAACGCGUUUUCUGAGGCGCAGGGUGGCAAAUUCGAUUCUAAGGUAAAUGAUAAAGACAGCGCGCUUGGCGCCACACGUAAAGAUUGCGUAAAAGAGACCUCUCGGGUCAUUUUACCUGUCUCAAAUGGGUCAGCAAAGUUUUACCAGCCAGGUGAGACAGAAGAUGUGACGACGAUAACACCUCAACCCAAAAGAGUCGAUGAAACGCGGGAGCAUGAGAGUAAGAGUCGUAGGGGAGUUGCGCGCUCGAGCUCUGACAUCAGUUCGCGCUACUCGAAAAACUUUGCGAACUUCGAGGCGUUCUUCAAAUACUGCGGCCUCGAUGGUGAUGUCAUAGACUCCCUGGGCAAAGAGAACUUCUGCGCGCGCUCAGACGACCUCAGCUUGAAAAUUCGAAGCGUCAGCGUUUCGACGUCAGAUGAUGGAUUAUCGAGGAGCAGCGGCGGUAGCUACGGCCUUCUGGAGGAAGAACUGCAGGAGGUGGUCCGUCAAGGGUCGUCAGUUGUUGAGCGCAACGCUCGGAUUAUCAAGUGGCUUUACACCUGCAGAAAUGCAGCGGAGUCAGGAAAGACUCUUCGAGAUCUGGAUUAACUUGUCUUGAGUCGUUUUAAAAGUGUUGUAAGCGAUUUGUCACGCACAAAAAGCUCCAUAGGCCUACUACCUGAUAUAUAUCAUUAAAAUAGUUGUCCUGAGACCUCAACUUUCUCAGAAAAAAAAAAAAAAGUGAGGUAUUCGUCCAGCACAUUUUUAGCCAAUCAGAAACGCUCUUUGUUAAUAAAUCAGUUUGCAGGUUUAGGAUUUCUAACAUCCUGAGUAUGGCAAGCCAAAUUGAGUUUGAAUGAUUUGCAGGAUAUAUACAUUGUUAAUAUCAACAAUUGCAUUUUCACUAGUGAGAUGUCCUUACCCACAUGAAUAGACGUUCUUGAUAUCAACAAUUGAAUUUCAUCUAGUAAAAAAAUUUAAUUCUUAAUUUCUGUAACUGUAUUUUCACUACUAGUAUUUCACAAUGAUCUGUCAUCCACUUCUAUUCAAAACGCAAUUACGGUUAUGCAAAACUAAUUUCUUACUAUUUGAAAUUUCACAUAAAAGCAAUGCACUUCUUACAAGUAAGGUGAACAUUUUUUAUAUCAAUAAUUACAUUGUUAGCAGCUCAAAUGUCCAUUCCUGAUAUCAACUGAAUUGCAACUAUUAAAAAUAAAAAAAUGUAUCAGUUAUUUGUUUUUCACUAGUGGUAAUGUUAAUUUGUGGUAUCUGUAAUGUGAUUUUAACUAGUAAAAAAAAAAAAAAAAAACUUUUUAGACAUCUUUAAUUGCUCUCCGAUAUAUUUAUAUCAAAAUUCAUUUCCAGAUAUCUAACGUGUUUAAAGACAUUUGAGAUAAAAAUAAGCUUUGUCACUGGCUGUAAUUCGUUUUUUUAUAUCAAGAAUGGACGUUUGAACUAGUAACAAUGCAAUUAUUGAUAUAAAAAUAUGUAUAAUAGAACAUAUAUUCCAGCGAGUGAUCGUGUCAUUUAUUAUAUCAAGAAUUAAUGUUUUUACUAGUGCAAAUGUAAUUACUAAUUACUAAGUAGUAUUUACAUUCCUGACAUCAAGAAUAAGCAUUUUAACUAGUGAAAAUUGAAUUGUUGAUAUCAACAAACCCUAUCCAGCGAAUGAUUAAAAGUCAAUUCGGCUUUCCAUGAUGUAACUAUUUUAUAUUAAAAGUCCAGGUUUUAUUUCUACUGCAUUGCGUUUCCAUUGUGUUAUGUGAAAACUGGCUUUGCACAUGAAUUUCUGCAUAAAUGAUAGUUUAAAGAGACAUUUAAAGUUUAUUCAACCCAUAUAAUAUUUUCCUAUCAGCUAUGGAAUGCAGAAGAUAACACCUGGACUUGAGCUAGGGAAAGACAAUGUCUCAAACAAACAGUUUAGUCAAUUGUUGCGUAAUAGAGGAAAUGUUGAAGAAAAAGCAUUGUAAAUUCACACCCAGUGUGGGGGUGUAUAAUAUGUGCCACUGUCACAAGUUAAAAGAUUAGGUGGCUGUAUCCUGAUUGAUUACUGGCUGUCUAGUCAUAUCCUACCUACUCAUGCCAUGCAAAUUCAAACAAUCAAGUGGUGUUUGAAGUAACAUGUUAUGAUGCAAUUUUUUGUAUGAAAAUGCUUUUAUAUCAGUCAAUAAAAAUAUGUCCUUACCUUUCUAGCGCUGGAUAAACUGUUACUGUUACUUAAGUGUGUGUGUGUGUAUUUGUUGUAUGGUUUGUAAAUUUUAAUAGCUCUUGUAAAGUGUGUACAGCUCUUAAACAUAAUCAAAACUCAACUGUUCUAAAA
Xyrauchen texanus (razorback sucker) is the source of this 2878-nucleotide messenger RNA. RefSeq names its product family with sequence similarity 110 member C (gene fam110c). The record is from RefSeq and is a predicted model, not a curated record. NCBI's taxonomy places the organism in Eukaryota, Metazoa, Chordata, Actinopteri, Cypriniformes, Catostomidae. The coding region runs from base 121 to 1167 and encodes 348 amino acids. The transcript has a single exon.